Camelina sativa (false flax) is the source of this 1395-nucleotide messenger RNA. NCBI's taxonomy places the organism in Eukaryota, Viridiplantae, Streptophyta, Magnoliopsida, Brassicales, Brassicaceae. The record is from RefSeq and is a predicted model, not a curated record.
GUGCCAAUAUCUGAAAUGUCAAUGGAAAGCAGCCAUGUGGAAGAAAAGCUUUGCUCGAAAAGACAAGAGAGAGAUCAUCAUCAUUUAGGCUGGAUAUCUGGUCUUCUCAGGAGGAGGAAGAAGAGGUCAGCACAAGAAGAUGAACGUAGCAUAUCUGAAGGCGAUUCUCGUUUGAUGAUAAGACACAAAGCCAAGAUUUUGCAUUUGUUUCUCUCUGACAUCAUGAGGAAGCUGAAACAUGCAAUCAGAAAAGAGAAACCGCGGCACGACCACCGCAGAUUGCUGGAAACGAAGAAAAGCUUUCAGAAGAGUUUGUCAACCAAAGAUCAUUUCUUUCUCGAGCGCAUGACUUCGAUAUCUCGACAGAGAUCUCAUCAUCAAGAACACUACGACAACGAGAAACAUCUCUCUGAGAUGGUAGGAAAUCAAAGUAGGAUCGUAUUAUCCCUUCCCGAGGAUUCGUCUCCUUUCAGCAGCCCAGGAAGAGUAUGGGACAAGAAUUCAACCGUGCUAUCGAGAUCUUCUACUUCAGACGAUUUCAUGAACUCUGAAACAGUUGCAGGUAGUUUACAUUUUCUCCCAUUUUUUAGAGAUACAAUACGUUAUUAUUUUUAUCCAAUGAUUCUUUGCGACUCUGCUGCAGAUGAUUCCUUAACUAUCAAAGAGAUAGACUCUGCUUCACCGAUAGAAGGAGAUGAGAUUGUUGAUGAGAUGUCAAAAGUUGAAGCUCAUGGUGGAAAGAAUGAGGGUGGAAUCUUGGAAGAGACACUGUCUCAUCCCUCUGUGGCCUCAUCACCAUCCCAGCCGCUAUUCACUGAAUAUGAAAUAAAUCCAGCAAGAGGUGAAGCAAAGAUACAAGAAGAGAACCGUGGUAUGGAUGACAAAGAAGCAGUGUUUAAGUACGUAAAAGAGGUGUUGGAUGCAAUAGACUCAAAUUGGGAAGAGCUGUAUCUGAUAACAGAACUCUCUGACCAGCUUCUUUGUCCGGCAUUAAUCAGCAACAUACCAUUAUAUCCAAACAAGCUUUGUGUAGACCAUGACCUCCUCUUCGACAGCAUCAACGAAGUUAUCUUCGAAUUCUGCAGGGUUCCUCAAUGGGUUUCCUUUGUUGAACCCAGAACCCUAGCCUUGCCCGCCUCUAGCGUGGAAAGCAUUGUUAGCGAGGUACAAGAAAAGGUUUAUUGUCGUCUCUUGCCAAUGCAACUCCCUCGGUUGUUGGACGAAAGAGUUAGAGAAGACAUGGACAAACCCAGGAGCUGGUUAGACACCAGAUGGGAGGUUGAGUGGAUUGGCUUUGAGAUUAGCGAGUUGAUACUAAAUGAACUAGUGGAAGAAGUCAUGGUUGACUACUUGACUUGAAGAGAAGAUGAUCACAGCAUAUAAAGAUAUGUUGGU